AUCUUCUUAAACUCUUUCUUCUUCUUCCUUUCACUGACAAAUCUCCCUCUUCAAUUAUGCUUCUAAAAAGCCCAUCAACUCCAAUUCUCAAUACAUGGAAACCCCAUUUCAAAGAAUCCUCUCCGGAGACUGUAAUCCUCCACCAAUUUUGUAAAUCACGGCUCCCCACACUCUCUGCUUCUUCGAAAUUGUUGCCGGCGCCAUGCAUGAUCGGCGGUCAGGCGAUCAAGACGAUGCUGAGUAACAUUUCAGUGGUGGCGAAGAGGAUUCCGAGAAUGGCGGUUUUGGAUGAGGGAUUGUGCUGUGGUGUGGAUGACGUAGGGGAGAGUUCCGAUUGCGGUGGCGAAAUGGUCGGUGGUUUUGUUGAUGGUAAAGUCAACCGUGAUGGUUGUAAUGGCAAUGACAAUGGCAAUGGUGGUUGUUUUGUUUCUUGGGAUGGGGAUACUGAAGAGGACAUGGCGGAAAUGCAUUUUCAGAGAAUGAUAAAGACGAACCCCAAGGAUUCGUUGUUACUAAGCAAUUAUGCUCAGUUCUUGAAGGAGGUUCGUGGAGACCUUAUAAAAGCUGAAGAGUAUUGUGGAAGAGCAAUGUUAGCACGAGGCAAUAAUGGAAGUGUCAUAUCAAUGUAUGCCGAUUUGAUAUGGAGUAAUUAUAUGGAUGCCUCCCGAGCUGAGAGUUACCAUCUUCAAGCUACUAAAACUUCCCCCGAUAAUAGUUUUGUUUUUGCUGCUUAUGCACGGUUUCUUUGGGAGGUUGAGAAAGAAGUGGACAAGGGAGAAGCUGAAACGGACAGCUUUGGUGGCAACCCAUUCUCUCCUCCUCCUUGUUUUGGACCUCAGUCUCAUCCGACUCCUCCUCCUGAUUCUUAGUUUCUCUCUCAAGUACAUUUAUAUAAUGAGUGCAGAUUUUCUUAGGAAGUCUUUCUUUAUACACAGAAAGCUCUAAUGAUUUUUUUUCCCCUCACCAAUUUGAUUCUCAAUUUGUGCUUUGUUUGUGUAUAGACAAUGCAGCAAACAAAGAAUCUCAAUUUUGCAAAGGAUCUUCCUCUCUCGAAGAUUAGAAAUAUGGGUACAUCGAGUGGCCGUUAGGGGCCAAAUAAAUAAUAGAAUGUCAUGGUAGUCACAUUUACAUAGGAUUUAAUGUUCAAUCAAUGAUACUUUA
Molecule: messenger RNA, 1161 nt
Organism: Cucumis sativus (cucumber)
Lineage: Eukaryota; Viridiplantae; Streptophyta; Magnoliopsida; Cucurbitales; Cucurbitaceae
Exons: 3
Coding region: 57-869 (270 amino acids)
Molecular function (GO): protein binding
Source: RefSeq, a predicted model, not a curated record